CUGCCAGAAGGGCGGGACAUGGAAUAUGAAUCUUACGGCGAAUUUACAGCUAUGCAGAGAUAUGACGGCUGCUGACUUCCGUACUUCAACAACGGCAAAGAAACAAGAGGCUACCGCUGUGAUGGUUCUUACCAGCCCGUCCGUCCCUGUGGUGAAAGAGCGUGGAGUGAAAACUAGCACAACCAGGAUUCGAUUUGCCUCAACUUCGGCUCGAGUUGCCCCAACUAAGUCUCGAGUUAAUGCCCGAACUACGUCUCGAGUUGCCCGAACUACGACUCGAGUUGACCCAACCACGACUCGAGUUGCCCCAACCACAUCACGAGUUGCCCCACUUACGACAAUGUCAGCGUUCAUACGGCGAAUGAAAAAAAAAAUCGAAAAGGAGAUGCGAGCGAGAGGAGAGAUGCCGCCUUAUGAGGCGACAGGAGGAAAAGAAAGUCCAGAGCACUGCGAAAAACCAGAGAACCACUUUGGGGCAAAAUGGCUGAAUCCUGGGCCAAUCCGCAUAGGGCAUUCCGCUGUCUUCGUCUGUGAAGAGGGCUAUGCGUUUGUGAAUGGCAGACGGUUCUUUGUGACCACAUGUAGUCCUGCAGAUGGGAGGCUGGUCGUGAAAGCAGUGCCGAAGUGCAAAGCAGUUGUUCAGUGUAAAAGGCUGAACCUGGCCAACACUGUGGCCACACCAAAUUCGACCCUUCAAUCUGUAGGCAAGGUGGUGUUCUAUUCCUGUCUGGAUGGGUACCGGUUUGGAGACGGAACAAGACAUAGGCACAUUCAGUGCGGACAGGAUGGACAAUGGGACACGAAGAUCCCAGGAGGAUGCCAGGAAGCAAAGGUUAUUACAUAUCGCAGGAAAUCAUCGGGGGCUGAAAGGUGGACCAGUUGUGCUGUCGUCAUUGUGACGAUGCUGCUGUUACUAACAAGAAUGAAUUAAUGGUGUUCGCAUGAUUACGGAUAAGGUUUGGUCGAAAGACUUUUCAGUGAUCAGUCGCAUCAUAUACAUGUACUAAUCAUUUGUAAUAUGAUAUUAAGGGUAUCUGUCAGCAGGAGGGCUUCAUAUUUUGCGCCUGGCCUAAGUCCCAGUAUCCACAGACAUACUUCAGAGAUCAGCCAACUUUUUUCACUGAGUUUUCUGUAGUCUAACACCGUAUUUUCAGCAUUUCAUAGAGUUGGCUCUGUGAAUUUUUUCCUCCUAGCCACUUUUAAGCCAAGUGGCUGUCACUUUUAGCCAAAUUGAGUCAGCUCCAGCCAUUGCCGAUCGUUUGUCCUCAUGGGGCCGACCCAGCCCACAGUAACAUGUGCGAGAAUGGCAGCCCGGCAGUACUGAGACUAGCAAAUCAACGAACGAGUCGAGGAACACGUGACCGGAGACUCCAUGGCAACGAAGCGAGCGGGAAACUAUCCGUGUGCGUAAGGCGACCAGCAGCGCCACAAAAAUCACUAGCGACAACGGGUAGAAAUACAAUGCAGACGAUAGCAACCACGUGUGAUAGCGCGGCCGC
Lineus longissimus is the source of this 1499-nucleotide messenger RNA. RefSeq lists its product as uncharacterized. Bases 26 to 931 code for a protein of 301 amino acids. The record is from RefSeq and is a predicted model, not a curated record. The transcript is spliced from 4 exons. NCBI's taxonomy places the organism in Eukaryota, Metazoa, Nemertea, Pilidiophora, Heteronemertea, Lineidae.